AUGAUCGAUAAAGGAAAUCCUACGGCGACCGCGCUCGGCGUCGUCGGAACCGUCUUGUGGUGCAUUCAGCUCAUCCCGCAGUUCAUUUACAACUAUCGCAGAAAAGACUGCACAGGCCUUCCUGUGCUCAUGCUCUUCCUGUGGAGCGCCUCGGGUGUGCCCUUUGGCAUCUACUUUAUGGUGCAGCGUGCCAACAUGGCUCUGCAGAUCCAGCCCCAGCUGUUUACGUUCUUCUGCCUGUGCACAUACUGGCAGACGCUCUACUAUCCUCCGGUAAAUUUGGGAUGGAAAAAGGCGACCCUGAUUGUAGGGAUCCAGGCCAUUGUCAGCGCUGGCAUUGAGCUGGCCGUGAUUCUUCCCCUACGACCAGUGUACGACCGAGGAACUACCUGGCCCAAUCUGAUUCCCGGAAUCAUUGCUGCCGUGCUGCUGGCAGUGGGACUCCUGCCGCCCUACCCAGAGCUCUGGAAGGCCAAGGGCCAGGUGGUGGGCAUCAAUUUCGUGUUUCUGUUUUUGGACUCGAGCGGCGCAGUGUUCAACAUCAUUUCGGUUUGCAUGCAGAACGGCAGCCUCGAUAUCCUUGGCAUCGUACUCUAUUGUAUUGUUCUGGCCCUGGAACUAGGCAUCUUCACCUCGCACAUCGUGUGGAUGAUCCGGCUGAAAUACUUUGGUCUCGAGCCUGUGCAGUCAGACAAAGAGGAAAUCUCUAUGCAUAGCGAGGAGCAGGAACCCCGCAAGUUCUACGAAAAUGUCAUCACUUAUUUGUUCGGGGAAGUCCGCAAGCCAGGGGACUACGAUACGGCGUGCACAGCCGAGUCCGAAUCCAUCGACGACUGCCAAAAGGUCUAA
Molecule: messenger RNA, 849 nt
Organism: Wickerhamiella sorbophila
Lineage: Eukaryota; Fungi; Ascomycota; Dipodascomycetes; Dipodascales; Trichomonascaceae
Exons: 1
Coding region: 1-849 (282 amino acids)
Source: RefSeq, a predicted model, not a curated record